Coregonus sp. 'balchen' is the source of this 7425-nucleotide messenger RNA. Lineage: Eukaryota; Metazoa; Chordata; Actinopteri; Salmoniformes; Salmonidae. The record is from the annotation of a GenBank genome assembly.
AUGAAGGAACAGAGUGAUGGGGAAUUAGGACUAAUGAAGCCCUGAGAGACCAACAGGAGGCCUACGCUCUCUUUCUUUGUCUCUCUCUCUCUCUCUUUUUCUAUUUGUCUCUUUUUCUCUGUUUGUGUCUUACUCUGUCUAUCUGUGUGUCAUUCUCCGUUGUCUCUUUAGUCCUCUCUUUUUCCUACUUCCUUUGCAUAUCAGGACGUGUGAAGAUGGAAUCUGUAUGCAAAUAUCAUAACGUGGACUGUGGGAGGGAGGGACAGCAAUUUAACUUGUCAAGUACUAGAACUGUAUAAAGAUGUUCAAGCCCACAUUCACGACCUUCAUCUUUGAAUUCCUUCUUUCCUUCCUCAUUUCCCCCAGCUCACCUGUGCAAUGGCAUGUUCCACCAGCACCUGCAAAACCUUUUCAUCCCACUGGUGGUGCGCUACAUCGACCUUAUGGAGUCCUCCAUCGCCCAGUCCAUCCACCGCGGCUUCGAGCAGGAAACCUGGCAGUCCGUCAAGUAAGGGCCCUUCCCCCAAGCAACCUACCCCUUCACGACUCUAAGCACCUAGAUCUGAAAUGACUGGAUAGGUGUAAGAAAUAUGGUAACAGCCCCACCUUGCACUCUGUUAUUGGAAUCUAAGGCGGCAAACCAUAAUGGUGAUACUGAAAAUGCCCCUGUUGUCAUUAGUUGCAUUCUGUUUUGCUAUUUAAAGCUACUUGCUCUAAGUCUAAGAGAUGGGCUUUUACACUUAAAACCCAAAAUAGUUAUUUUCAGCGGGUUCUCCUAUGGGGACAAUUGAAGAACCCUUUAUGGUUCUAAGUAACACCUUAUUUUCUAUGAGUAUAGGCUAGAUAACAUCCACCAACAAGGCAUAAAAUCAUGCUAUCACCAGAUGGAGGUGAAAAAUCAACACUCAACGGAAUCUCUCUGUUAUCUUUUGUCUCUGUCGUAUCUUUUUUUGUUGUUGUUUGGUUUGGUUUGCCAUUCAUUUCUUUUUAGGACAAUAACCAACAGCCUACCGAGCGUGCCUCUGCCCAAAGUCAAUCUCCCACAGAUGCCCAGCUUCUCAGCACCCUCCUGGAUGGGCCCACUGUGUGACAGCACGUGUGUAGGGGCUGCCACGAGACCUAGUGGGGCAAUGUGGCAUGGACUGUGCUGUGGUUGUCUUGCCAUUGUCAAACUUAUCCUAUUCAAGAAAACAAUUUUUAAUUAUGUUACUCCCCUUUGCCAAUUAUGUGCAAUUAAGUAUUGAACUAGUUUAAUGUAUUUUGUAGAACUGUGAAAGUUCUGAGAGAAACCAGGAGAAAAGAUCAGCUCGAAAAUGUGCUCUCACAUUUCAAUUUCAAAGUUAAUAGUAAAACCAGUUUUUGUUGUUUACUACUGAUGCUUUUAACUGUGCAACAUUUUCCUGGGACUGGUUGCCCCUUUUGAUGACCUCAAACUGAUACCUUCUGUAAUACCAAGAUAAAAGCAUGGUUGUUUUUGUUGUCUUGUGAGAAUUGUUGUGUUCUGUGGCACAUUGUUCCCCAGCAUGGUUAUUUUCUCUAUUGUGAAAUGUACGUUGUGGUCUUGGAGCCUGCCUCUUUGGUCAGGAGCGGUUUUGGAAUGUGUAUGACAUGUUUUUGUUCCCACAUCCCAUCAUAUAUUUCAGGUAUUUUUAUUUGUAUAAAUCUAAAUUUUAUUAUACAUGGAGAGUAUCAAAGAGAUACCUGUUUUUGCCUCCUAUAAUUAUGAUCUUAAGGUAUGCUAGUCAAUUCACAGCUCAACUAAGGACUGAAUUGUGGAAUAUAACAUGCCUAAUGAAUGUUGAAUGAGAAAUUAUAUUCUUAUUCUUAUUUAUUUUAGCUUGCAAGGAGUUAAUUUACCUGAUAUUUUGUAAGUAGGCUUAGCCAUUUUACGGAUUUAAGUGAAUAUGUUUUUCAAAACCUCAAUGCUUUCUUUGUGACUCUUAUGAGACUGUUUUUGGCACUUGUCAAACAUUUGUCAUAAUUGAGCAGACAUGAUCCCCCGCAAGCAAGAUCAUUAAGCGUAAUAUAGAUGGCCUACCAGGAGUCAUUUUCCUGUGUUUUUGGUUGUAAAACAACAUAUAGCAUUUGAUCAACUACUAGUGAGUGCAUCGCAGUGCUAACUGUGCCACUAGAGAUCCUGGUUCGAAUCCAGGCUCUGUCGCCGCCGGCCGCGACCGGGAGACUCAUGGGCGGCGCACAAUUGGCCCAGCGUCGUCCAGGGUAGGGGAGGGAAUGGCCGGCAGGGAUGUAGCUCAGUUGAUAGAUCAUGGCGUUUGCAACGCCAGGGUUGUGGGUUCGAUUCCCACGGGGGGCCAGUAUAAAAAAAAUAUGUAUUCACUAACUGUAAGUCGCUCUGGAUAAGAGCGUCUGCUAAAUGACUAAAAUGUCAAUGUAAAUGAGUAGUAUAGUCACUGGUAUGACCACCAGAUGAUAUUUGAGUGAACAGUGAAGACUCAACAACAUGGCUUCUGAGGGCCCCAUAGAAACAGUGGCAGUAAUGGGACCACCCGAGGGGCGCCCAUCUCCGGAGGGAGGCUGAGUUGUGAUGUUUGGGAAAGGCUUCUCACACACCCUCCAUGUCCUCCCUACGGGACGCCCCCACCUACCCACCACCCCUUUCUUGCUCGAGAUAAAAAAAAACCUGGCACUUCGUUAGUGAGCACAGACGGGCGUGGGGGAUUGUUCCAUUCCCCCGGGAGAGGGGACGCUCGGAGAAGAGAGCUGCUAAUUAGUCCUAAGAGGGGGAUAUGAGCGAGCAUUUAAUUGCAACACAGAUUAUGCCCAAACGAUUUAUUCCCGCGGACCACUUGUGAAGGUAACAGUCUUUUAAAGGCAAAGUGGGAAAAGUGAGGAUGUGAGUGCGCUUCACCCACCCCCCACUCUCUACCUCGCUCUCUCCGGUUCGCUGUACACUUGGAUGCUGGUUGCUGCCACCGGUUGCCAUGUGUUGCCGUGUAACCUCCGGUAGACACCGGGGAGAAGGUGGUGAUGGAGACCCAUCUGUCUGUGUGCUUAGAGUUUCCUUAGUCACAGUCAGUCUGACAGCGGGGUGUGUUAAGGAACUGUCGGGUGUGUUUUGUCAUUACGAGACAUGUUAACUAUCUUAGGAACAUGUUAUGCCUGCAGAAAGUAUUCAUAUCCCUUGACUUAUUCCACAUUUUGUUGUGUUACAGCCUGAAUUCAAAAUGGGUUAAAUCUUUUUUUUUUAUCUCACCCAUCUACACACAAUACCCCAUAAUGACAAAGUGAAAACAUGUUUUUAGACAUUUUUGUAAAUGUACAGAAAUACUGUAUCUCAUUUACAUAAGUAUUCACACCCCUGAGUCAAUACUUUGUAGAAGCACCUUUGGCAGCGAUUACAGCUGUGAGUCUUUCUGGGUAAGCCUCUAAGAGCUUUCCACACCUGGAUUGUGCAACAUUUGCCCAUUAUUAUUUUCAAAAUUCUUCAAACUCUGUCAAAUUGAUUGUUGAUUGUUGAUCAUUGCUAGACAACCAUUUUCAGCUCUUGAACCUUUCCUUUAAGUCAACACUGUAACUUUGCCACUCAGGAACAUUCACUGUCUUCUUGGUAUGCAACUCCAGUGUAGAUUUGGCCUUGUGUUUUAGGUUAUUGUCAUGCUGAAAGGUGAAUUCAUCUCCCAGUGUUUGGUGGAAAGCAGACUGAACCAGGUUUUCCUCUAGGAUUUUGCCUGUGCUUAGUUCCAUUCUAUUUCUUUUUUUUGCUGAAAAACUCCCCAGGCCUUAACGAUUACAAGCAUACACAUAACAUGAUGCAGCCACCACUAUGCUUGUAUUCAGGACAAAAAGUGAAUUGCUUUGCCACAUUUAUUGCAGUAUUACUUUAGUGCCUUGUUGCAAACAGGAUGCAUGUUUUGGAAUAUUUGUAUUCUGUACAGGCUUCCUUCUUUUCACUCUGUCAAUUAGGUUAGUAUUGUGGAGUAACUACAAUGUUGUUGAUCCAUCCUCAGUUUUCUCCUAUGACAGCCAUUAAACUCUGUAACUGUUUUAAAGUCACCAUUGGCCUCAUGUUGAAAUCCCUGAGUAGGUUUCCUUCCUCUCCGGCAACUCAAUUAGGAAGGAUCCUGUAUCUUUGUAGUGACUGGGUAUAUUGAUACACCAUCCAAAAUGUAAUUAAUAACUUCACCAUGCUCAAAGGGUUAUUCAAUGUCUGUUUUUUUUUUGCCAUCUACCAAUCGGUGCCCUUCUUUGCGAAGCAUUGGAAAACCUCCCUGGUCUUUGUGAUUUAACCUGUGUUUAAAAUUCACUGCUCGACUGAAGGACCUUACAGGUAAUUGUAUGUGAGGGGUACAGAGAUGAGGUAGUCAUUAAAAAAGCAUGUUAAACACUAUUAUUGCACACAGAGUGAGUCCAUCCAACUUAUCUGACUUGUUAAGCAAAUGUUUACUCCUGAACUUAUUUAGGCUUGCCAUAAUAAAGGGGUUGAAUACUUAUUGACUCAAGACAUUUCAGUUUUUCAUUUUUUAAUUAAUUUGUAAAAAUUUCUAAAAACAUAAUUCCACUUUGACAUUAUGGGGUAUUGUGUGUAGGCCAGUGACAACAAAUAUACAUUUAAUCAAUUUUAAAUUCAGGCUGUAACACAAAAUGUGGAAAAAGUCAAGGAUGUAAAUCCUUUCUGAAGGCACUGUACCUGUGACAUGUUAACUGUGGACCAUGUUAAUUGUUGAAUGUGUUCAGGUACUGAGCAGUAAUACAAGAAAACAUCAGCACUUCACUUAAAGGAAUACUUCAGGAUUUUGACAAUGAAGCCCUUUAUCUACUAACCCAGAGUCAGAUGAACUCAUGGAUACUAUUUGUAUGUCUCUGCGUGCAGUUUGAAGGAAGUUGCUUACUAGCGUUAGCGCAAUUGCUAACUAACGUGGUAACUGCUAGUAUGCUAGUAGAUACUCUAGACUUCCAGUCAUUGCGCUAAGGCUAGUUAGCAUUGGCUCGUGAAACUAACUCUAACUUCCUUCAUACAGAGACAUAAAAAUGGUAUCCAUGACUUCAUCGGACUCUAGGGUAGUAGAUAAAGGACUUCAUUGCCAAAAUCCUGAAGUAUCCCUUUAAAGCCCUCUUACACAAAGCCCCGGACUAAGUGUAACUCCGUCUUACAUUUACAUUUACAUUUUAGUCAUUUAGCAGACGCUCUUAUCCAGAGCGACUUACAUGAGCAAUUAGGGUUAAGUGCCUUGCUUAAGGGCACAUCGACAGAUUUUUCACCUUCAUUUGUUAAUGUUUAUUGACAACUGACAGAACAUUGCCAUUUCAAUUUAAGUGUUUACCUAUUUCUUCAUGCAUCCAGACAUGCAGUGGUGGAAAAAGUACCCAAUUGUCAUACUUCAGUAAAAGUAAAGAUGCCUUAAUAGAAAAUGAAAGUCACCCCGUAAAAUACUACUUAAAAGUCUAAAAGUAUUUGGUUUUAAAUAUACUUAAGUAUCAAAUGUAAAUGUAAUUGCUAAAAUAUACUAAAGUAUCAAAAGUAAAAGUAUAAAUAGUUUCCAAUUCCUUAUAUAAAGCAAACCAGUAAAAUGUGUUGUUUUGUUUUUAUUUACAGAUAGCCAACACUCAGACAUAACACAAAUGCUUCAUUUGUAAAUUUAGUAAGUCCACCAGAUCAGAGGCAGUAGGGAUGACCAGGGGCGUUCUCUUGAUAAGUGUGUGAAUUGGACCAUUUUCCUGUCCUGCUAAGCAUUCAAAAUGUAUUAAGUACUUUUGUGUGUCAGGGAAAAUGUAUGGAGUAAAAAGUACACUAUUUUCUUUACGAAUAUAGUGAAGAAAAGUAAAAGUUGUCAAAAUUAUAAAUAGUAAAGUAAAGUACAGAUACCGCAAAAAAAUACUUAAGUAGUCAUUUAAAGUAUUUUUACUUAAGUACUUUACACCACUGCUGACAUUCCAUUCUAAGUGCUAUAUGCCAUUCUAAGGACUGUGUUAUUCACUCCUUUAUAUCUGGAGGCUGAACACCAAUUUAGGGAAAAUUGUGUAGAGGAGUAAUUAAAGCUGUGAAUAGAUCACAGUUUGUGUCUGUGAAUACACACUGCAGCUCUUUUUAAGUGUGUGUGUGUGCAUGCAUUAUUAUUAUUUAUUCUCCCAUGUAUUCCAUGUCUGAGAAGAGGACAAAGUACUUCUACUCUGAUUUUGUUAUUUUGGCUUCUUCCCACUCCAACCCCUAGUAACGGCUCGGUGACCUCCGAGGACCUCUUCUGGAAGUUGGACGCCCUCCAGAUGUUUGUCCUAGACCUGCACUGGCCCGAGCCUGAGUUUGCCAAACAUCUGGAGCAGAGGCUGAAGCUCAUGGCCAGCGACAUGAUGGAGGCCUUCGUCAAAAGGUCAGAGGGCAGGAGGAGGUCACCACCUGGGAUGGGUUGGGGGUCAGCGUUUACCCACCAAGUUUUUUGCCACUGCAUUCCUGGUUUAUAAUUGAGAUAUUACUGAGGAUAAUGAGAAUAAGGUUAGUCAGGGGCGGACUGGGACCAGAAAUCCACCCUGGCAUUUCUAACACACCGGCCCAUUUUUUUCCUUGAGGCCCCCACACCGGCCCAUUUUUUUUCCCUGGAGGCCCCACACCGGCCCAGAUAAUGACCAUUUUGCGCAGGAAAAAAAACUAGUUAGACAGGCCCACAGCGCUAAAAAUGGAGCAAAAUGCCAGAUGGCCAGUCUGCCCCUGAAGUUAGUAAUGCGGUUCUGAACAGUGUUUUCCAUAGCCCCCUAGGAAUGAGCCAUAUCAUAAAACCUUUCAAUUAUCUUUUUUACCCAAAGGACGAAAGUGGCCUUCGACUCCAAGAUGCAGAAGGCCAGCAAGUCAACGGACUUCCGGGUGUCGCUGUCGGUGUACACCAUGUUCAACGUGCUCAUGGACGCCAAGAAGCAGUGCUCCAAACUCUGUGUGCUGGACUCUGGUCUAGAGGUACGACCGCAUUCAAUUGCUAUUCUCUGUUCUUUGACCACACAAACUGUCCACACAUUUCCAUCGAUGCAUGCAAAACCACCACAAACCCUACUAACGUCAAACCAGGUUGUUUCGGUAGUCAACUAUUGAGUGUAGAAAACAAUGGAUAUACUGUAGUUAAAAUAAUGUUUUUUAAACUCUACAUGCCUUCAUCAGUUAUAAGUACACUGAACCACCACAACAACAGUAGCAAAUAUUGUUCCCUACCUUGCCUGGGUUUCCCUCAAGAGCUCAGUAACUAAUGUUUCCCUUUGUCUGUGGCAGAUUCAGUAAUAUUACCUUGACUGCCUCGCAGCCAAAACAUUCAUUGCGAUGGGCACAUUCAUAUCACGUCCAGAUCAGUGGUGACAUGCAGCAGCUGCUCUAAAUCGAUGCGUCUGAUUGAGCGCUCAAUCUCUCCAUUACAGCAUUUCACGGCGCUAAAGGCUAACCCUCCGCUACCCAGCUACCAUUUACACAGUGUCUCUACAGAGCGCUAA